Messenger RNA from Parathielavia appendiculata, 4125 nucleotides. RefSeq names its product DUF726-domain-containing protein. Bases 227 to 3943 code for a protein of 1238 amino acids. The transcript has 2 exons. The record is from RefSeq and is a predicted model, not a curated record. Lineage: Eukaryota; Fungi; Ascomycota; Sordariomycetes; Sordariales; Chaetomiaceae.
UCCUUGGGCCGCGUGUUCCCGUCGAUAAGCAUUGUACGAAUAGGGGCACUAACAUUAAGGCACCAAAGCAGGGGGGGGAAUCGUCGGCCCCGACUCCCGUCUUUGAAACUGGGAACUUACAACCCCCAUGUGUGCGAGCCCCUGAUCAGCUGCCACCCGCCCGCGCGAUUCCCAGGACAGCCGGCUGUCCUGACAUUCGUUUAUUAAUAGUUAACAGCAAACAGCCAUGCCGAGCGUUGACGGGACCUCGGCUGGCAGUGACCAGAACGACUCGUCGACCAUCGCCACAAGAGAUGGCCCGUCCGCCCCGGUGUUGUCACCCGCGAAUUAUAAGUCUGGGAAUAAAUCCGUCACCACCAUGGCGGUUGAGCUCGACGAUUUUGGCCUCCCGAUCAGAAAGUACACGGUGCCGGCCGAGGAGGAAACACGAGACAAUGCUACCGCGGUGGGCAUUGACGACAAGUCUCGUACCGCUACAAAGGACGAGCCCAGGGACGCUAGCCAGCAGCCUGAGGACACAUACAGUGAGAAACAAAUCGUGGGGGUAACAGCAGUCAUCAGGAACUCGGACGCUACAGCAAAUCGUCCGGCGCCGGCCAGCAUCCAAGACCCCAAGGGCGCCGUCCCCGACAACGACAGCGAACCUGCAGAUGCAUCUCGGGUAUCCGCGACAAGUUCUCCAGAUGAGCGUGGUGUUGCGGACCGGACGGACCCAGCAACACAGGCUGACGGGCGGCGCGCAGACGAAACAUCAGACGACGCGAACCCGCAGCCUGGAGGCAGCCGCAAUACAGACCACCAGUCGGCAAAUGUCAAGGAACGGGCCCUGUCAGAAGGGAGAAAACCGGAACCAGAGACGACCGAUCCGAAGCACGAUGCAAGCAAGAGGCUGAGCGGAGUCGGCGCCUCCGAGUUUUCGCACCAGCAGCUCACCUCGAACCAACCCGAAAAGAAGGACGGCGACGAUGACGAAUGGCAGGUCAUGCCCGCAUAUGCGCCAUACGACAUAUACGACGACAACAACAAAUUGGUCGCCAAAGAAUACAACGAGAAAGAGGAUGACGAGACAUACGGGUACGCCGGACUGGGCGGGGCCGGCAAGGGGUACACAAGAGUGUUGCUGGACGACGACGCCGAAUCUGCAACCAGCAUGGACGAGCACACCCAAUACCUGUUCAAGGACGGCGGCGGCGGGACAAGCACAGGAGUCACCGAUGACGACCAACGGGACGCCGUGAGCCAGCUGCAGGCGACCAAGGAGCUCCUGACCGAAGGCCAGAGGGUCGCCUACGUGGGCUUGACGCGACUGGAGCUCUCAGCCAUGCUGAAAGAGGCCGAAUCAAUAGAGCACACGUCCAAGACCAAGAAGCAGGUGACGCUGGCCGCCGAGAACAUGAAGAUGUGGAGUCAGAAGAUGAUGAUCAGGCUCUACACCCACAUGGAUAUAAGCCCGGCCGAGCAGGUAAUGAUUGAACAGCUCAGCUCGCACGGCGUCAUGCCCCAGGACCUUACCCCCGUCUUGAUGGCCAACGCCCGUGUGCGGAAUCCCAUGGCAGCUGACGAGGUAGGGCGCUCAUCCAUGUCCAGCCCAAGUCCGUCAAGACCAGCGUCGGUCGCCAGCCCUGUGACGGAGCAGGCAGCCGAGCCGCCGCCGCCCUACUCGAUGGACGAUGACUCGGAGCUCACAGCACCCGUGAGGACGCCCUCGCAAAUGCCAACCACCCAAAAGAUCGACAUUGACAUCCGCUGGACUGUCCUGUGCGACCUAUUCCUGGUGCUUAUCGCAGACUCAAUCUACGACGCCAGGUCCAGGUUACUGCUAGAGAGAGUCGCCAAAGACUUGGAGAUACCAUGGCUCGACAUCUGCCGCUUCGAGAAGAAGGUUACCGACGCGUUGGAAAUGCAGGCCAACGCCGAGAGGGAAAACUGGAACGAGGACGAGCACAUGGAGAAUCGCCGCAAGCUGGCCCUCAAGAGGCGCUACAUCAUGAUGGGGCUUGCUACCGUCGGCGGCGGCUUAGUCAUCGGCCUGUCCGCCGGACUGCUCGCUCCUGUGAUCGGCUUAGGUCUGGCAGCCGGAUUCACAACAAUAGGCAUUGGCGGCACAGGUGGAUUUCUUGCUGGUGCUGGAGGCGCAGCAAUCAUCACGUCGAGUGCGGCAGCGUCAGGCGGCAUCAUCGGCAUCAGAGCCGCCAACAGGAGAACGGGAGCCGUCAAGACGUUCGAAUACCGGCCCCUGCACAACAACAAGCGUGUGAACCUGAUUGUUACCGUCUCGGGAUGGAUGACAGGCAAGGUCGACGACGUCCGGCUGCCCUUCAGCACCGUCGACCCGGUCAUGGGCGACAUCUACUCUGUGCUCUGGGAACCCGAAAUGCUCAGCAGCAUGGGUGACACCAUCAACAUCCUUGCAACCGAGGCUCUCACUCAAGGCCUGCAGCAGGUGUUGGCGAGCACCAUCCUCAUGAGCUUGAUGGCCGCCCUCCAGCUGCCCGUCGUCCUUACCAAACUAUCGUACCUCAUUGACAACCCCUGGACUGUCUCGCUCGAUCGUGCCACCAUGGCUGGUCUGAUUCUGGCCGACUCACUCAUUGACCGCAACCUGGGCACUCGCCCUGUCACUCUUGUCGGCUAUUCUCUGGGCAGCCGAGUCAUUUUCUCGUGCCUUCAGGAGCUCGCAAAGAAGGGGGCCUUUGGCGUCGUGCAGAACGUCUAUCUCUUCGGUAGCCCUGUCGUUGUCAAGAAAGACGAGUACCUGCGCGCCCGCACCGUGGUGGCUGGCCGCUUCGUCAAUGGCUACAACCGCAAUGACUGGAUCCUCGGGUACCUGUUUCGCCUGACAAAUGGCGGCAUCAGGCGGGUCGCUGGCCUGGCCCCCAUCGAGGAUAUCCCCGGGGUGGAAAAUAUGGACGUGUCUGAGUUCGUCGUCGGGCACAUGGACUACCGGCACGCCAUGCCGCGGCUCUUGCGGGAGUGCGGCUGGUUGGUUGAGAGCGACGAGUUCAGCGAGAUCGAAGACCCGGAUCCGGACAACUACCAGGAGCGGCAGCGCGAACUGAUUACCGAGAUUGAGGAAGCAAGGAGAGAGUUGGAGAAGGAAGGCGGCAAGGGGACCAAGGGCGGCGCCUUUGGCUUCUUCAAGCGGAAGAAGGCCCCUCAGAAGCAAGAGUGGGAAGUGUACGAAGACUCCAAAUCCGCUGGCAGCAAGGGCGGAAAGACGGAGGACAAGGAGGGCAACAACCACGGCGUGCUCUUUGACGUCGACGCCAUCCGCGCCGAAAUCGCCAAGGAAGGCCGAAAUCAAAAAACCUCCAACAAAAUCAACAACAAUAAUCUCGAAGAGGAGCUCCUCCAGGUCAGAGAGAUCAAGAGCACGCUGCCGCCGAUCAAACUCGAGCUCAACCCCAACACCAACACCAUCAACCCAGGCCGCGGCCAGCGACAGAGCCUCCGCGAAAUAAAGAGCGCCGAAACAAUUCCCUCCUCCUCCUCCCGCUCCUCGGACGACGCCAAGUCACCGCUCCGCUCCUCUCACGACCCGGCCUCCUCCUCCCUCUCGAAAGAGCGCACGCCGACGUUCCCCGCCGCCGGCAAGGCGGAGAGCGGCAAAAACAGCCCGUACUUCGCUUAUGGGUUCACAGCAAACGGCCAGCAUGACGGGCUGAUUGAUGACGACGAUGGGGUGCAGAUGACGUUUGACUUUGGUACGGGGUGUGGUAAUGACGAGCAGCCGAAACCGUCACGGUUGUCGUCGUCAACCUCGUUUGCUGAUGUGGCGGCUGGUAGUAGUAGUAAAGGGAAAUCGUCGUCGGUAAUAAGCGGCAGGCCCGAGAUGGUCAGGUCGGCGCAGACGGUGCCGAAUAUCACGCUUGCUGAUCCGUGGGCGGAUGAUGAUGACGAGGAGUUUGGGAAGGAGCAGGAGAUUCAGAUGACGUUUGCUUGAAGUUUUGGGGAGUCGAGGGUGGGGGUUUGUUCGGACAGUGUUCGGGGGAGUUGGGGCUUGGGUUUGUGGAAUUGCUGUGGGUGGUGGGUAAGGGGUGGCGGUGUCGAUGGGCGUUUGUUGUUGACGACCUAGGUAAUGCUCAAAUGACGUUGGGAUCUAGAGGGGAUGGGGUUCAUUUCCUC